Molecule: messenger RNA, 495 nt
Organism: Rotaria sp. Silwood1
Lineage: Eukaryota; Metazoa; Rotifera; Eurotatoria; Philodinida; Philodinidae
Source: the annotation of a GenBank genome assembly
AUGACAAAAUUAUCUUCAUUUAAUUCUACUAAUAUAAAAUUUAAUAAUAUGAGAUAUGUUUAUGGUCAAUGUCCAUUAACUCAUCUUGGUAUAUAUGGUUUGACUGCUAAACAUAAAUUACGUUUAUGUUCAUUAAAGAGAAAAACAUAUGAUAUUUGUUUAUUAAAACAUUUUAAUCGUUAUCAUCAUUUAACUUGGUCAUUAUCAUCAAUAUUAACAAAAGCUAUAAUUAAUAAAUUAGAUCCUUUAACAACAUGUAUUUUUCAAUCUGAAUUAAAUAUUAUUGAUCAACGUUAUCGUCGUAUUCGAUGUCCAUUAAAUAGAAUUACAUCUUCUAAUUGUAGAAAAUUAAUUUUUAUAGGUUCAUUAAAAAAACAUUUAUUAAAAAUUCAUCAUAUUAAAUUACAAACAUGUAAUAAAAUUAUGAAAAAAAUAAAAAAUAAAAAUGGUUUAAUGAAAAUUGAUUUUGUUGAAGAUGAUUUUAAAAGUCAAUAG